CCUACCGGUUCGCUGACCUGUUCACCGGCUGUGAUUUUAACUAUCGAUCUUUAAAUGUAAUCAACAGUAACACGCCACGGAGCGAUUAGUAGUCUACUUGGCUAUAAUAAUCCGUCCUUCUUCGAGACACAUAUUGAUUAUGUUUCUUCCCCCCGCGGAGCGCAACAUGCGGACUUUCCUGAGCAUGCUUAUGGUGUUAAUUGUCUCAGGUGAUGACGAGACUAUCACAGGAGUCUUAAAAGGCAGUGUCCUUCUGCCAUGCAACUGCUCAGGGAUAAAUUUCAACAAAGACUUUAAGUGGCAGAAGGAACAACCGAACAAGAUGCCGGUGUUCAACAACGUUUCAAAGUUCAAUGGCACAUACGAGCACAGGGGCAAAACAUUUCUGAAUGAGACCAACAAUAACUGCUCCAUUCUCCUAACCAACAUCACAGCGGAUGACCAGGGGGAAUACAGUUGCCGUUUUUACUACAAAGAACAAUACAGAAAAAGAAAUGUUUAUCUAAACAUCGCUGCGAGCUACAGUCUUUGUAAUAACUCCAACAACUUGAAUGGCGAUUUCCAGUGUGAUGUAAUAGGACGCUAUGGAGACCCUGAGAUUCAGUGGAAUUUGGAUGGAGAGAUUCUAACAAAUUCAUCCACAACCAACAUAAUCAACUCAAACUUCAUGAAUGUCUCUACUGGCCGCUACGAGUUCCACAGCAAACUCACCACUAAACUCAAGACAGCGUCAGAACCUAGGCCUACAUGUCAUGUCAAGGCCAAAGGCAUUUCAACUAUCAUUAGCCCUGACUGCGGGACAGCAGGUAACUACGAAAAGUCUCAAAGUCAUGAAAAAAACGGAAAACCAAACUAUAAGAUGCGAUACUUUAAAGUAAUUUCCAUUAUGUUGGUGCUUGGAUUGUGCCUGUACUUGUGGCGCCGUCGGAAAUCCUCAACGAGUUCACGGAGGACAAGAGAAGCAGGGGCUGACAACUCCUACUGCUAAACACACAAGACAAACUCCAGUGUGGCAAUGUGAGAUCACUUUCCAUCAAAUGGUGGUUAGUCAUGGAUGUGGCAUCAUGCCCACAGAGACCGUUUACGGGCAGGUUGCAUCCUGUGUUCACGCCACUCAUGGAAUGUUGAGUGUCUGAAAAGGACGUCCGUCCAUUUUGUGAGCUUUAAUGGAUCAUCUUCUUUGCUUGCAAUUCAGUUAAAAAGAUUGCCCUUUAUGAUAUGAACAUGAUGAAGUGACAGGUAACUCUAUUCCUAUUAAAAUUCAGUCAGAAUAACUGCAUUCUUUGAUUAAUUGUCUGUUUUCUGAACGCACAAUGAAGUUAAACUGAUUCAGACUCCCAUAUACUUAAUGUAGGUUAUGUUGUUACCACAGUGCAUUAUUCUUUUCAAUCUACAAGUUCUAAACAUCCUUCAUUACAGAAAUACAGCAUAAAACUGAGCCCUUUAUUCAUGAAAUGUACAUUGAUGGUUAGCACUGUGAGUGCCAUAAUUUAGAUGUGAGAAAAGAAUGGACAACGGAUAAAAGUUAGAAUUCUGGGGUGAACUAUUUUAAAAGCUGUUGUCAUGUAGCCUUUAUUACCGUAAAUGUUAUUUUCAUCUAGCCCAGUACCACCUCAAUGCAUUGUCCAUUUGCAUUUAGAUGUUUAAGGAAUGUGUAUAAAAUGUAUGUGACUAGGGUGACUAGCUACUGUGAUCUCCUUUUAGGGUACGUUUUUCUGCAACUGUAUUUGUGGUGUAUUGCUUAUGCUGGAUUUUCUUGAUAUGCCUGAUUUGUUUCAAUUUUGUAAAUAAAUGUAUAUAUGUACGUAUAUAGUUCAUCAAGGUUUAGAGGGAGCCCCCGUGGCACUUUUGUGACAUUCAAGAGGCAUAACACCAAAAAGGAUCUCUACCUGGAAAACCUAAAAGCCAGAGACUCUUUUUAAAGACAUUUUUUUUAUUUUUUUCUGGUCUAAAAAGAUGUUGCUGAACUGUGGGAACUGUGAAACAUAUUGCUGGUCCCAUGUUCUGGGUUUGAUCACCAGCCUUGCUUCUGUAACUGCAAACAGGAGAGCACACUAAAUCUUAAGCAAGCUGGAAGUGAGGAAAUGUGUGGACUUUUUCAGUGUCAACAAAGGGUGAAAAUGAAAGCAACCUUGAAAAUGCUUUGCUGACGAAAGAAAAACUGAAGAACCCUUUAACCCACAUAACCCCUUAAGUCUUUUUGUACCAUUUCCUUUUGGGGGUUCUUGUUGAGAAUUCAUUGUCAUUUUGUAUCCUGUCAUUAUUGUCACUUGUGCUUACUUUCUUUUUAAAUUGAUUUGAUGUGUGCUUAACUGCAAAACCAUAUAGCUAUUAAAACUUAGCUGGCACCAUAGACAAUAAAACAGGCUGGCACGCUAUAAUGUUGGCAACAGGGUA
Messenger RNA from Micropterus dolomieu (smallmouth bass), 2397 nucleotides. RefSeq lists its product as uncharacterized. The transcript has 5 exons. Gene Ontology annotation, cellular component: external side of plasma membrane. The record is from RefSeq and is a predicted model, not a curated record. Gene Ontology annotation, biological process: immune response; positive regulation of T cell proliferation; cell surface receptor signaling pathway. Bases 140 to 988 code for a protein of 282 amino acids. NCBI's taxonomy places the organism in Eukaryota, Metazoa, Chordata, Actinopteri, Centrarchiformes, Centrarchidae.